Messenger RNA from Protopterus annectens (West African lungfish), 1033 nucleotides. Its product is annotated as stomatin-like. Bases 60 to 905 code for a protein of 281 amino acids. NCBI's taxonomy places the organism in Eukaryota, Metazoa, Chordata, Ceratodontiformes, Protopteridae. Gene Ontology annotation, cellular component: plasma membrane. The transcript has 7 exons. The record is from RefSeq and is a predicted model, not a curated record.
GCAAGCUUGUCGGUCAUACAGUCUACAACGUCUGUUUUACUGGAGCUCAAAGCUUGGAAAUGAGUUUACAGGAAAAGAAAGAAAAAACUGAAAGUGGGGAGCAGAUAGUAGAAGUUACUAAAGAUGGAUAUGGAUGCUGUGGCUGGAUACUCAUAAUGGUUUCUUUUCUGUUCACAUUCUGUACCUUUCCAGUCUCCAUCUGGUUCUGCUUCAAGAUUGUCAAUGAAUAUGAACGAGCUGUUAUAUUUCGACUUGGUCGACUAGCAUCUGAAAAACCAAAGGGGCCAGGUCUAUUCUUUGUCCUCCCAUGUACAGACAGUUUUGUGAAAGUUGAUUUAAGAACAGUUACUUUUGAUAUUCCUCCGCAAGAGAUCCUAACAAAAGAUUCCGUGACAGUCACAGUUGAUGGAGUUGUUUACUUCAGAGUCUUCAGUGCCAACAGUUCAGUGAGCAGAAUAACAAAUUUCAAGUCCGCUACCCAAAUGAUUGCACAAACUACUCUGAGAAACACACUGGGUACUAAGAAUCUAUCCCAGCUUCUAUCUGACCGUGAAGAGAUAGCACAAAAUAUGCAGACAUCACUGAAUCAUGCAACAGAAGAUUGGGGCAUCAAAGUGGAGCGAGUGGAAAUUAAGGAUGUCAAACUUCCAGUCCAGAUGCAGAGAGCAAUGGCAGCUGAGGCAGAGGCGGCUCGAGAGGCUAAAGCUAAGGUCAUUGCUGCCGAAGGAGAAAUGAAUGCUUCUCGCGCACUGAAAGAGGCCUCGAUUGUGAUUAAUGAGUCACCAGCUGCCAUACAGCUUCGCUAUCUCCAAACUCUGAGCAACAUUGCAGCAGAAAACAAUUCCACUAUUGUAUUCCCACUGCCCCUAAAUCUAUUACACGGUCUAAUGCAUCAUCAAAAAUAAGAUUCAUUGAGGCACUCCACACUUACACCUGUCAUUUAUGACAUCACAAGUGUAGUCAUUUAAGCUGCUAUCAUGUGCAUCUGUACAGCAAUGAACACGCAAUAAAGUAUUGCUUGAAUUAAAAACUU